CGUAUCUGCUCCUACUGAUUCAUCAACCAUCGACAUCUCGCAUCAGUCUCUCGUCUUCGGCUACCUGAGAUCUACCUACAUUCAUUGCUGCCCAACCUUCCCAAGCUCCACACCUCGCCCCCAGCAGCUCCGCCAACUGCGCACGCGCACGCCUGCUGCGCUGUCGCACGAGAUCUUGCAUAAGCGAUAGCACGCGAUAUUCUGCAUCCUACGAUGGUGGUCCCAACACAUAACGACCCAGACGCGUGGAUCGAGCAUAUCCGGCAAUGCAAGCAUUUGCCAGAGCGCCAGAUGACGGCGCUGUGCUCGCGCGUCGCGGACUUGUUGCUCGAAGAGAGCAACGUGCACCUCGUCCAAAGUCCCGUGACGGUGUGCGGCGACAUCCACGGGCAGUUCUGGGACGUGCUCGAGAUCUUCAGACAGGGCGGCGAGGCGCCGCAAACGAGCUACAUUUUCAUGGGCGACUUCGUCGACCGAGGAUACUACUCGCUGGAGACGCUGAGCCUGCUGCUGGCCUUGAAGGCGCGGUAUCCGGACCGCAUCACGCUCCUGCGCGGCAACCACGAGUCGCGCCAAAUCACGCAGGUGUACGGCUUCUACGACGAGUGCAUGCUCAAGUACGGGAACCCGAGCGUGUGGCGCGCGUGCUGCAACGUCUUCGACAACCUCAACCUCGCGGCGAUUAUCGACUCGUCCAUCCUCUGCGUCCACGGCGGGCUGAGCCCAGAUAUCCGCACGCUCGACCAGGUGCGCACAAUAUCGCGCGCGCAGGAGGUGCCGCAUGAAGGGCCGUUCUGCGACCUCAUGUGGUCGGAUCCGGACGACGUCGAGACGUGGGCCGUGUCCCCGCGCGGCGCUGGGUGGCUGUUCGGCGCUAAAGUCACGGGCGAGUUCAACCAUGUCAACGGCCUCAAGCUGGUCGCGCGAGCACACCAGCUCGUGCAAGAGGGGUAUAAGCACAUGUUUGACGACAAGCUCGUGACGGUGUGGUCGGCACCAAACUACUGCUACCGGUGCGGGAACAGCGCGAGUAUCAUGCAGGUCGACGAGAACUCGAAGACGAGUUUCAAGGUGUACGAAGCAGCGAUCGAGAACCAGACCGACCAGCGGAAUCCCGCCAUGCGCCGCGCCGCCGCCCCGAGCUACUUUGUCUAGUCUAGUGGUUGUACAACAUGCAUCUCAUCCAGCUGCG
Cutaneotrichosporon oleaginosum is the source of this 1192-nucleotide messenger RNA. RefSeq lists its product as uncharacterized. NCBI's taxonomy places the organism in Eukaryota, Fungi, Basidiomycota, Tremellomycetes, Trichosporonales, Trichosporonaceae. The record is from RefSeq and is a predicted model, not a curated record. Gene Ontology annotation, cellular component: cytoplasm. Gene Ontology annotation, molecular function: protein serine/threonine phosphatase activity. Gene Ontology annotation, biological process: G1/S transition of mitotic cell cycle.